UCCCGGCGAGGUGUGAGGAGGGAAUCAGUCUGGCUGCCGGCUCACUGAGAGCUCGGCGUACCCACGCGGGAGCCGGACAUCGCCGCUUCCUUUCAUCCAUCACACCUUCCCUUUCCGUCUCAUCUCUCGCCCACACCACAUCCCGCCGCCCCACACAACCCCACCCUGGAAUGGAUUGUUAGUGCCAGUGCAAUGGAUGAAGAAUGAUGGAAUUGUUCCAUACCAUCCUGCUGCUCCUAUCGCUUUCCCACAGCCGCUUGAUCACUAGCGCCGACAGGAAAUUCGGCUGCUUGUUUGAAGCUGAUGUGUGCAAACCCUAUGAGAUCUGUGUAAAUGAUGGAAUAUUCGGGAGGUGUCAGCUGGACACGGUGAUAGACGUAGAUAAAUACGAAGUUUCGCCGGCCGAUCUUCAGCACCUCCAGACUAUCCUCCACGAACUGUCCCUCAGAGGUUUAAUGUGGCAUGAUGACAUUACACAGCAGGUAAUUGCUAAAGAGCUAUCCAGACUCCAUCAGGCCCCUCACCCACAUCCUGAAGCUGGCUCCUCAGACAGCUUAAGGGCUACACAAGAAAAGGUUGCAAGUGAGGAAGAUUUUGAUGGGCCAGACCAUGGUGACCUGCAAGGAUUCAAUUCUCUCCAUCAAUACCUUCAGCUCCUCAGAGCUUUCUCACAGCCAGCUAAUCCCAUGUCAUCUCAUAACAGCAGAACUGACAAGAGUGAGACCGCUCAGUCAAGACCCUUCUUGGACGACUUCCUGCAAAGUAACCGAGAGAAAUCUCCACCAAGUCAUUUCCUCGCAUUUCACCGUCAAUUUCCCGACAACAAACAAGCUCAACCUGGGCCCUUGAGACUUCUCAAGCAAGAGAGAAACAAGCUUGAGGCACAAGGGCAUGCCCCUGUCAGUGAGCCCAUCGACAAAAAGCAACUGAUAGAGCUCCUGGAGAGUUAUUUGACCCAGAAACUGGCAGUGCAGGCGGCCAUGACAGGGAAUGAUCCAGACGUCAGGUUUAAGGAAGCACUGGGCUCAUGGAGGAGCAAGCAGCAGGAAGGACCCAAUAAGGACAGCCAGAGGGGUUAUCUGAGGAUCGAAGUGCAUCGUCCGAAAGUUGAUGACAGAUUGCCAGAGGUGAAAGAGGAGAAAGUGCUGCAUAAAUCCAGCGCAGGGAAAAUCGAUGGAAACAAUCUGCUAAGCAACAUGGACGAAAAUUUUGUUCAUUCUGUGGUGCAGCAGCUUGGGACACAGCAUGUAAAUCUCGACAGUCUGACUUCCAAACAGCUGGAUGAAUUGUCCGAUGCCAUCGCUAGUGCUUUGCAAGUUGUAGAUGAUGAGUCUACCCAUGAUGGCAGCAGGAACAGCUUCGAGACUGAGCAAGAGCUUCGACAGAAGGAAGAAGAGAAAGCGAUGAAGAGAACUGAGCUCGAUCUGGACAAACACGACGAUGAAUUCAAGGAAGGCCUCCCUGAGCAGAGUCAGACUUUCAAAACAGCGGCUGAGAGCGAUGAAGUCAAGAAAAGCCUUACUGACAUUUUGAAUGUUGACUCCUUGUACACAAGACCUCUCAAAAACCAAGUCAAAAUGUUUGGUUCCUCAAGUAAAGAAAAUUUUGGGAUUGAAAAUGUGAAAAGCAAUACUAUCACCAGAGAAGUAACCAACACCAUGAAGUCAGAAGAUGGCAUCUUUGGCUCUGUAGAAGAGCCAAAUCGAAGGGUCGAUGGAAGUCUGAUGUACAAGGAGCCACAGAAGAAGAACUCUCAGUUGGGAGAUCAGCGCCUGGAUGUAUCAUCAUCUGAAGCGAACAUGUACGGCUAUAUUAUGACCCAGCAAAACCCCCUGAGUUCUGAGAAAGGCUUGGAAUUAAUGGAAUAUUUGGCACAUCUUCUGAAGCUGCAAAUGAGUGCCUUCGAAGAUAUCAGUAUGCUGGGACCAGCUGUGAUCUUCCAAGUCAAAGCCAUUGGUGAGAACGUGUCAACAGCUGAUGUGGUGAACAUAGCAGAGAUCAACAAGGAGAAACUUGAAAAAGAAACAGGAUUAAAAAUUUUGAGAACUGGCAUGAGAGAAAAGAGCAAACUACUGGCUUUUCCCCAACAAGCCAACGAAGAGGACUCGACCAAAUUUAUUAUCUUAACAAUAAUCUCCAUCGUCUGCAUCAUUGGGGUUCUCAUUGCAUCAGGGGUCAUCUACUGCCUCAGGCACCGUUCUCAUGAGAAACUGAAGGCAAAGCUGGGCACAUUGGGACAUGAUGCCACCACCGGUUCAGAUGCCACGAACGCCUACCAGGAGCUUUGCCGCCAGCGUAUGGCUGUCAAGACAUCAGAGCGUCCGGAGACCGCUCACGCCUCUCGCGUCAAUAGCGUCUCCUCUCAGUUCAGUGAUGGCCCACAGCCCAGUCCUUCUACACGGAGUAGCACCUCUUCGUGGUGUGAGGAGCCGGUUCAGUCUAACAUGGACAUCUCCACUGGACACAUGAUACUGUCUUAUAUGGAGGACCAUCUGAGGAACAAGAACCGACUGGAGAAAGAAUGGGAAGCGCUGGCUGCCUACCAGGCUGAACCAAACACCAGCAGCAUUGCAGAGAGGGAGGAGAAUGAAAAGAAGAACAGAUCUCAGCUGGUUGUGCCAUAUGAUCACUCCAGAAUAACAUUGAAAGUUGAAUCGAGUCAUUCAAAUUCGGACUACAUCAAUGCAAGCCCAAUUAUGGAUCAUGACCCUAGGAAUCCUGCAUACAUUGCUGCUCAAGGUCCCCUCCCUGCCACUGUUGCAGAUUUCUGGCAGAUGGUUUGGGAGAAUGGCUGCGUUGUUAUCGUCAUGCUGACCCCCUUAACAGAGAACGGAGUCAAGCAAUGCUAUCACUAUUGGCCAGAUGAGGGUUCAAACCUCUACCACAUCUAUGAGGUUAACCUUGUCUCUGAGCACAUCUGGUGUGAAGAUUUCCUGGUACGCAGCUUUUACCUCAAAAACCUCCAGACAAAUGAGACACGCACAGUGACUCAAUUCCACUUCCUGAGCUGGUUUGACCAAGCUGUCCCCUCGUCCACCAGGAUCCUCUUGGACUUCCGCAGAAAGGUAAACAAGUGCUACAGGGGACGCUCAUGUCCGAUAAUUGUUCACUGCAGUGAUGGCGCCGGAAGAUGUGGGACCUACAUUCUCAUUGACAUGGUUCUGAAUAGGAUGGCCAAAGGUGCUAAGGAGAUCGAUAUAGCUGCUACGCUGGAACAUUUGCGAGACCAGAGACCAAUGAUGGUUCAGACAAAGGACCAGUUUGAGUUUGCAUUGACAGCAGUAGCUGAGGAGGUGAACGCCAUCCUGAAGGCACUACCACAGUGAGAGCCAACUGGGGACCCCUCGUGGCUCCGACUCUUUAAUCCUGCCGAUCUCCGUGAAUGUUGUAGAAAACGUGAUCUGAUCUUGGCUGUGUAACUUCUCUUUUAACACCUUUAGAAAAUGUGUCCCUUCAACAUCUGUAAUUGAUGCAAAAUCUUAGCUUGAGAAAAUAAACUCGGAAUGGUUUCAAAGUGGAAAGAACUAAAGAUCAGAUGAGAAGUAUUUGCACAUUUUUUUUUGGGACUGGACAGAACUGGGUACAAAAUACUUGAGGAGAACGCCCAGAAGGCAUUCACGGCAGAUCUGAGUACACUGUAAAGUCAGAAUUUUAAAAACACAAUAUUUUAUUUUCUCUUCAUCCUGAUAUUGUAAGGUUUAGAACAGCCUCUCAGCAGUAAUCCCACAGUAUAUUAAAACUAUAGCUGGCAUGAACUGCAUCAGUAUUUUAUAAUGGCCAUAUGACUGCACCUCCCUCUGCUCCUUAGUUAUUGUUCCCAGUCUAUCUGCGAUGCUAUCAAUCCACAGUAGCGAUUUAACUUGCACAGUGUUCCUGCGUAAUGCAGUUGGCAUCACAAGAUAGUUACAACUGGUUGGUUAUGGUACUUGGUAUUAGACUUCAGGAAAUUACUUCGCGCGUAAUUCUUUCGGCAUCGAAAGGAGCACCUUUAAAGUCUGCGAUAAAAUCUUUUUGAAAGUAUUUUGAGGAAAGUGGUCAGCAUUGGUACCAAUGAAUUAUUUUUGGAAGUACCUGCACUUGAACCAUAUUUAUGUUUUCUCCAUAUAGGAGUCAUUCUCCUUCAUGCUAUCCUCUCUCGCAUACAGAUCUGGGAGGCGGGCAGGUUUAACUGUGCUACUGACAUGCCCUCACUUCUCCUGAAGAUUCUCAUGGCCAUCCCUCAAAGCACCUAAUUAAACUUGUUAACUUACUGUCUAAGGACAUCAUACAGACCUGCCCACUGAAAGGUGGAAUAAUUUCUCUAUCCCUGGCUAAGUCUCUUUUGGAAGCGUCCUUCUGCUAUCCCUAAGCUUUAUCCAAUCUCAGCUGCACUGUAGAAUCCCAGGGCCAGUGAGUCUAACAAAUAUUUCAACAAUAAUCUGCACAGAAUUAUCGAUUGGUAACUUGCCACAGCCACUCAGUUAGAAUGUUGAAUGUAGUAAAUUGUAGUGUGAUUAGUGCUGGUGAAUCUUUCAUUCCUCACAUGUGCUGUGUUUGGAUAUAUUGUUAGCCCCUGGAAGAAUCUCACAUUAUGAAAAGAAUGGAGAGGAUGAUCUAAAAAUAGUACAUCUAGACAGUCCGUCUAAAGCCCUGACACGUCACACAACAAUGAGCAAAGGCAAACAACUCUGUUAGGUCUGUAGAGGAGCUCAGGUUACUAUCAGUCAGGUCUUUCAUCACACUGAAGAGAAAGGUGAUCGUCUGAAUUUAACACUAGAACACAUUACUGAGACAAUUUAUACAACCUGUUUCCCCAGCCACUCCUUGAUAAAGAGCACUCAUUGUCUGUUAAAGAAAAUACUUCUCCCUCACAUACACAUCAGAUUUAUUGGAAAAUAUCUCCUUAUACCUGAUGGGGUUUCUGAGUUCAAAUCCAGUGUAAGCUGAUGUGUUGAUGCCCCUUUCCCACUGGGUACACAGGAAUUGUAAGUGAAAAUGUUUUGGACAAUCAUACUUGAGUCCUGAUGGUCAGAACAGGUCAUUAUAAAGCAUAUCCAUAUGUUAGCACCGACACUGAGAGUAACCCAACAAUCAGAUUCCCAGAAAUAUGAUAAGUCACAAUGGUGCUGUUAAUACUACUGAGGCUUGUGUUUAGGCAUACUAUUGAGGUAUAUUGAAAGGGGCCACAGGCAAUAGAUCUAAGCCAUACCCUUCAUGAUGUGAAAGCACUUGACUAUUUUUGUUGAUCUUCAGUGCAAGGCUGACAUGAUAGUCCAGCUGCAUUUAUUUCUUUACUGUACAGUUUGCAAGUUCAGCAGCCGAAAGGAAGCAAUGAAACUCCCCCUCCUCAAGAGCAAAAUGCAGUGUUGAUGUGAUUAUUGAUCAGGCUCUUAUUGAACUCCCAGUUUCUGUCCUGUCCCAUUUAAAGUGGCAUAAUCUCAACUGAUUAUUUUUUGAGGAUUCUUCAAUUUCCGGUUGAGUUUCAAUGUCAACAUUAUAGGUAGAAGUCCUAAGUGUUUGGUUUUAUUCAAUUCUGACAAUUACUACAGUCUGUUGCAAAUUCGAUGUUGACACAGAAUAUAUAGUCUUUGUCUGUAAAUAGUCCUAGUCAUGUAAGACCAAUCUUAUAUAUGCCUCUUAAGGAUAUAUUUCAAUUGUUUUAGCUUCACAAAGACAGCACUCUUUUUAAUCGCUUGUGGGUUCUGUUGUGUUAAGUCUUCAAAAGUAGCCUAAUGUUUGCCUCUUACUGAUCACUGGUACUUUCCUUUUAUCUAAUAAAUAAUCGGUAUUAUUUCCUAAUUAAAA
Molecule: messenger RNA, 5784 nt
Organism: Stegostoma tigrinum
Lineage: Eukaryota; Metazoa; Chordata; Chondrichthyes; Orectolobiformes; Stegostomatidae
Gene: ptprn2
Product: protein tyrosine phosphatase receptor type N2
Exons: 23
Coding region: 204-3326 (1040 amino acids)
Biological process (GO): protein dephosphorylation
Cellular component (GO): secretory granule
Molecular function (GO): protein tyrosine phosphatase activity
Source: RefSeq, a predicted model, not a curated record